Molecule: messenger RNA, 7249 nt
Organism: Corythoichthys intestinalis (scribbled pipefish)
Lineage: Eukaryota; Metazoa; Chordata; Actinopteri; Syngnathiformes; Syngnathidae
Gene: trip10a
Product: thyroid hormone receptor interactor 10a
Exons: 15
Coding region: 333-2093 (586 amino acids)
Biological process (GO): signal transduction
Molecular function (GO): protein binding
Source: RefSeq, a predicted model, not a curated record
CGGGACGUGGCCUUGCAGUCAAAUUUGAGUGCGCUGGCCCUUUAAGAUUUUAAGGAUUUGGGAGUGACGCGGAUAUGAAACCCAGUUAGUUUAUCCUUUCCUUCGCUAUGAAAACUAUUUGGACAAACUAGAUUAACAGCUGCCUGACGGCGUUAAUUACACAAUUAUGUUGCCGGUUUACUCGACUUGUUGAAGGACGCGAGCGACGCUGCGUUGUGCCACGACGGGUGGAAAGUGUUCCACCGCCCGCCUUUCAGGGAUUAUACUCGGAUAACUUUGGAGAAGUUCUUUGUAUUCGGGGCGGUCGAGUGGGCUUGGCCAGCGGGCUGAACAUGGACUGGGGCACCGAGCUUUGGGACCGAUGUGACGUCAUCGAGAAGCACACGCAUUCUGGGAUCGACCUGGUGGAGAAGUAUGUGAAAUUUGUGAAGGAGAGGACUGAGAUCGAGCAGAACUAUGCAAAGCAGCUGAGGAACCUGUCAAAGAAAUUUAAUAUAAAACGGAUGGGCAAAGAUGAACCAGAUAGCAGGCUGACCAGCUACCAGUCGUUUAUAGAAAUCCUGAAUGAGUUGAACGACUACGCGGGCCAGAGGGAGCUGGUGGCCGAGAACAUGCUUAUGAACAUUUGCGCCGAUCUCACCAAGUAUCUGCAGGAGCUCAAACAGGAGCGAAAGUCGUAUCUGAUGGAAGCCAAGAAGGCCCAGCAGGCAUUGGAGAGUACCAACAAGCAGCUAGAAAGUAGUAAAAAGCGCUUUGAGCGGGAGUGGCGAGAAGCGGAACGUGCGGCCCAGAGUGCGGAUAAGACGGACCAGGACAUAAAUGCAACCAAGGCAGAUGUUGAAAAGGCGAAGCAACAAGCUCACAUGCGAGCGCAUGUUGCGGAGGAGUGUAAAAAUGACUACGCCGCUCAACUCCAAAAGUUCAACAAGGAACAGAAACAGUUUUAUUUCACCGAUAUGCCACUCAUCUUUAAUAAAAUGCAAGAGCUGGACGAGCGUCGAAUGCGAAAGUUGGCGCAGGGCUACAUCCUGUUCUCAGACACAGAGAAGCAGGUGAUGCCCAUCAUUGGCAAGUGCCUGGAGGGCAUCACCAAAGCUGGCACGAACGUCAACGAGAAAAAUGACACGUUGGUGGUCAUCGAGCAGAACAAGUCGGGCUUUGAACGUCCUGGCGACGUAGAGUUUGAGGACUACAGUCAGGGCAUCAAUAGGGCGUCCUCGGACAGCAGUCUGGGCUCGCCCAAGGGCCCCAUUGACCUUUUGGGCAAGAACAAAAGCAAAAACUUUUGGCUUUUCAGCAAAAAGACCAAGCUCUCCCCGUCCACGCUCCCACCUUUCUCGACCCCUCCUGCCCCCUCGCCCGUUAACGGACCCUCGUCCCCCAAGUUUGGCCGGGACCCCCUGUCGUACUGUUUGAAGGAGAUCAAUAAGACAGUCAAACCCAGAAUCUCGUCCUUCCGCACACUCAGGAGAUCGCCCCCAGUCACCGAGGACUUCACCCACCUCCCUCCGGAGCAGCGCAGGAAGAGGCUGCAAGAGAAACUGGAGGAAACUGGUCGAAAGUUGCAGAAGGAAAUAGAUCAGAGUGAGGCCCUGGGGAAGAUGAAGGAUGUUUACGAGAAAAAUCCAGAUCUGGGAGACGCCGCCAGUCUGGCACCUCAAAUCAAUCAGACGAAUCUGAACAUAGAACGCCUCAAGGGGGAGCAAAACAAGUAUGAGACUUGGCUGGCUGAAGCGGGAGGCCGAGGCGACACGCCACGUUACAAACCUCACUUCAACAACAAUGACACUCACGAACCGCUCAGCCCGGACGGCGCUCACUCCGACGGAGGCACGCCCGACACCUCUUCCCACGCCAUCUACGCAGAGUUUGACGACGACUUCGAGGAUGAGGAGUUGGCGGCUCCCAUCGGGAACUGCACCGCCAUGUAUAACUUUCCCGGCGCCAGCGAAGGCACCAUCGCCAUGAAAGAAGGAGAAGUCCUGGCCGUGGUGGAGGAAGACAAAGGCGACGGUUGGACACGUGUCCGUAGGAGCAACGGGGACGAAGGCUACAUCCCGACAUCCUAUGUCUCCAUUUCGCUCCAUAAAUGACAUGCACGCGAGAACAAAAAAGGACUCCCUUAAAAAAGCAAAACAAAAAAAACAAAAACUAUUAUCCAGUACGACCCUAUGGGAGCCAUCAUGAAGACGCUACAGUGCCUAUGGGCGGGGCCAGAGAUGCAUCCAGGAAGUAGAAGAUAAGGUUGGCUAAUACAAGUGUAGUCCCAAAUUAGCAAAAGCACGGUGCUAACAACGGUUUGCUCUUCUUGUAAUCCCACUUUACGAAAAACACGCAGCAAUAUUUUCCGUCACGGUACAAGAACACAAAGUGACGAUUUUGCUUCCGCGUUAAAAUGCGCAACAUAAUAUCGUGUGAGAACGUGACAGAGUGACACCUCGAGUGUGUUUUCGUCGGUUGGUCGACAGCAGACAAUCGUAGGCAUAUCGCUGUUGUCCUAACUCAAGCAAGGACAUAGUGGUUACUUUUGCUGCAUUCUCUACUCCAUGUAAUUUAUUACAAAUGUGUAUGUACUUUUUUUUUUAUUUGUCAGAUGUCGCGCUAUGAAUUUAGUAGUUUUUUUUUUUUUUUAAAUGACCUUGCACACGUAGCGGACAAUGUAGUCACAAAAGGGAGCAGAUGAAUGCACAUCAAUUGUGCAAGUAGUGACUAUUGUAUUUAUGUAAGAUACGCUUUAGACACCACCAGACCACUAUUGUCUUAUUAAACUUUUAAAAUUAACUCGUUGGCUGCCAAUGACGGCAAUAGGUGUCCGAUCCUUUUGAAGGGGGCUGGCAGCGAAUGGUCAUUCCUCCCACUUCAAACAAAUUGGACAUCUACUAGUGACAAACUCGCAGCAGAAGGAUGAUCGGACUUCUAUCAUCGUCAUUGGCACUGAGUUCGGAUUUUUACAGUGUGAUAGAGAAGUAAAAAAACGCUAAUUCAUCUUACUGUGUUGCUCUUACUUUGUCUUAAUUCUGAAGUUUAUUUUAAGCUGCGUUUCCCAGGAAUCAUUCGGUGCCUUUAAGGUUAGAUUCAACUUUGUGUGUGUGUAUGUGUGUGAAUAUUCACCAUUUUUGCAUUAAAAUAUUUUUCUUGGUCCAAAACUAAAUAAAUCUGGAGCACAUUUCAAAGUUAAGUGUCAUUUAUACGCCUAGAUAAAUCAAGUACUGGACACGUGCUUCAUUUUCUGUUAGGGCUGCAACUAACAAUUAUUCUCAUAAUCUAUUAAUCUGACAAAUGAAAUGAAAUGUUUAUUGUCAUCAUCAUCGGUAUCAUUGACAAUUACAAAUGUGAUAUGAUUAGCCCGAAGAAAGAAAGAACCAAGGAAAGACAAGGGCAGACGGGAGAAGCAUAUGCUUAUCAAUACCUGUCCCCCUACAGCCAAGGACGCACAAUCAAACGGUAGAGUUGCAUACAUCACAUUACAUGAGCUUUUUUAAAACAUUUUUUUAAUUUUUUAAAUUUUUCACAUGAAUUAUCUUCCCAAAAGUUAUUAAUUGCCAUGGCACUUUAGCAAUGUUGUCGAUUAGCGUGAGUUUAUUGAUUAGGGUGAUCAUCAAGUUUGUAUAGGGAGGGAUACCCGAGGGAGUCAUGGAGGCCCACAUCCGCUGCAAUCCGCUCAGGUGGGUUAGUCGUCAUCCGCCCUGGCCCGGUUCCCGCGAGCGAGCCUUUCUUGAUCCCAGAUCUCCGUAAUGAUUUUCGUCACCAAUUGAGCUGCGGCAUCACUAAACGCUGCUUGUUCCUUCUUCACCUGGGACAAUUCAUCACCGGCCUUGUUGACAGCGUCGCCGAUGUUACGAGCAAUCUCCAUUGCCUCUUUGUGUGCCGCAUCACUCUCACCGAGAAUCGGUGUAUCCAGAGGGCACCAAUAAGCAGCGGGAGGGCGAGUGCCAGCAGCGAGCCGAAGAUAAAGAGGUCCUCCACGUCCUCAAUCUGGAGAGCCGUCAAGCAUAUGGGCCUCCAUUUCCCCCAGGCAUCCUCCGCAUAUCCAGACGUGAAGGUGUUGGCCGGACAUGGCCGUUGGUUAGGUGUGGUUGCAUUGUUGAAAAAAUUCUGUCCAGUGAACUCCGCGUCCAGUCAAGCAGCUCCAUUAUAUACGGUUGUUGAGAUCACACGGCAGGCACGUACACGAGCAGAUUAGCGAUCUGAGUUUGCUACAGGGCAUAUUUUCCGGGCGUACAAUGUUGUGACUUUGUCUCUGUCCCUGACAUUCCAUCAUCUAUUUGUUGUGGGAACAUUUUGUUGUGGCUGUGUGUAUGGCAGUAGUGUUAUGUGUUAUAACUGGUGUUCAAGUAGCGACUCAAAAUGCUUUCCUUACAAGUCUUUUUGAAGUAACCAAAUGAUUAUAUGCUCGUAAGUGCUGGGUCACUGGUAUUCCAUAGGCGAGCGCCAAUGUUUGUAACCAAAAAUGAUUUUAAGGUUGUUAUGACUUUCCGAUAAGAAAACAAUCUGGUUCCUAUCAGGUCGUAAUUGGAUUCCCUCAGUUGGAAUCGAACUUGUAGGUUAGACGGGAGACCGUUUGAGUGGGCCUUGUUCAUCAUUUGAACAGUUUUGAAGUUUAUCGGGUCAUAAAAUUUUAAUAGCUUGAAUUUGAUGUAGAGCUCAUUUGUGUGUGCUCUGAACGGUGCGUUGUGAAUGAUCCAAAUUGCUUUCUUUUGAAAGAUCAAAAGAGGAUGGAGGUGAACCUUAUGUGUGUGUCCCCAGAUUUCCGAACAAUAAUUAAGAUGCGGCAAGAUAAGUGCAUUGGAAUUAAACGAUUAAUUGGAUAAAUGUCACUUUUACCUUCAUAAUUUAACGUGAAGUUGUUGUAAGCAUGUUGUAAGUAACAAUGAUGACAAAACGGAUGACCAUUUCCGUCAAAAAUAUUUUAUUACAGCAUCCUGGCUUAACUGUAGUCUACAACUGUUCUAAGUAUAUACAGUGCCCUCCAUAAUUAUUGGCACCCCUGGUUAAGAUGUGUUUUUUUUAGCUUCUAAUAUAUUUUUUUAAUUCAAACAAUAUGGGACCUUAAUGGAAAAAAAGAGAAAAAUCCAACCUUCAAUACAAGUGCAUUUAUUCAGUGGAAAAAAAUCCCACAUAAAGAAAUAAUUAUUUGACAUCAAAUAAUGUGUGUCACAAUUAUUAGCACCCCUGGUGUUAAUACUUUGUACAACCCCCUUUUGCCAACAAAACAGCACCUAAUCUUCUAUAAUGUUUCAUAAGCUUGAUUUUGUGUCUGGUGAAUCAUUUCUGUGUAGAUCUGUAAAACUUUUUAAUAGUCUAGUUUUAGUCGACGUUUCUAAAAAUAUUUUCGUCUGUAAAACUACAUAAAUUUACUCCAUAAAUAAAUAAAGGUUUCCAGCUAUUUUGAAUGAACAUUGGCAGACGAGCACAUAUUGUAGCAUCUACAAGACAACGCCAACUUGGUGAUAAUACACACUCAGCAUUACAUUAUUUUUGAUGAAGUAUACCCAGCUGGAUGACACGAGCUGCAGUUAAAAAAUGUUUUCAGAGUUUAAGAGGACGCUUGCGGUUAGCAUUAGCCUAAUGCGAAUGCUAUGCUAAUGCUACGAGUUACAAUUAGGCUAGGUUCAUACUACAGGUCUUAAUGCACAAAUUCGAUUUUUUGUCAUGUUUUUUUGGUGUGCUUGUUCAGACUGCCUUUGUCCAUUGAGACCAUUCCAGUAUUACUCAUGCGCACUAAUUCGCAGUCCGACACACGCUGAGCAAGAAGACCCGCAUGCGCAGAAACAUCAAACAAAUGGCCACACAUGCUGGCUGUCAUCUGUCAUUCCAGGGAUAUAUUUUGCUUUUCAAAAAGAGGACACAAAUAACAGACAUCGAUAAUCCCCGUUUAGGCUUAUAUUCAAAGUUUAUAUGGAUUGAUAGCAUGCACGCACUGUCCAUGCAUGUCACACACACAUAUGGGCAGUUUGCCUCGACUCUCGGCCGUGUUAGCAAUGUUCAAAUAUUGCUCGUAUAGAGCAGAGAGAAAACCGAUCAUUCUCAGGCUUAUCCUCAACCCAUUUACCCAACUACACAUUAAAUGUCACACAUUGUGACAGAAACUAUUGCGCAUUUGGCAUUCAUCUAGUUAUGCUUUAAUCUCCAAAAUCACGUUUUUAGCUCGUUAUCGUCUCGUCAUAAAAAAAAGUGUUCGUUGAUGAAAUAUUUUCGCAAUCGACAUUGUUGAAAAAAAUAACACUGCUGGUAUAUGAAUGGAUUUAUGCAUGUUAUACGUGUUUUAUAUAUUAAAAAUGAGUUAUUGUUUGUUAGAUAGUAAAGUAGUCUCAAGUGCUAAUAUGCUUCUCCAAAACACAAACACACUUAAGACACUGAUUAGCAAAACCGUUAACUAGCUUAGUGCAUCAUUCUAAAUAGUAACGUCUCAUCAACAAAGAAUGCUGACAAUACUAUUGGCUUCAUUAACUUGCCUCUGACGGAGGCACACUGGAUCUAACAACACAAAAGACAAUCUAACUCUUGACACUUUGUACAAUGAUUGAUUCAGCAACCCGACCUGAGUGUAGCAGUGAACUCUCUGUUGCUCACUCGAGCGCGUGUAUCCUCGCAUUGCACACGAAUAAGGACCCAAACUCAUAGCUGUCCCUGUCCGCAAAAAGCGAUUAGCAAAUUCGUUGACAACUUAUUUAUAAAGUGAUUUUAAUCGGUUUAAUCGAUUAGUUGUUGCUGCUUUAAUUCCUAUGCUAUAUGCAUUUUCUGGAAAUGAACAGAAUUCCGGUUUCAAUAAAUCGUAGAAAAAGUAUCUGAACCUUUUGGAAUUUCUCCCACUUCUGCAUAAAGUUACCUUCAAAUGUGAAUGUGAAAAAAUAUUUGUUAAAAUCUCAUAGAUAAAAAAAAAAAAAAAAAAAACCCUAAUAUUUUAAUGAGGAUAUUAUGCAAACAAUGACAGAAGGGGCAAAAAUAAGUCUUGAGAACCAUCACAUUUAAUAUUUUGUAGCCCCCCCCCCUUUGGCAGCAAUAACCUCAACCACACACUAAGUAAGUAAGCAGAGUAAAAAGAGGGAGAAAAAUACCACGACUUUCGUGUCUAAUUUUUCACCGCCAAGCAAGCGUUACAAUAUUAAAUCAAAAUUAAUGAAAACUAAAUACUAUUGAAUAUGUCAUCAUUAUCAUUUUAAAAAUUUAAGUGACGGGUAAAAAUAGAUUAUGACCGGAUUUUUAUGACCCUGUCAGUCAAAAUGACAUACAACGAAAAAGUCUAGCG